CCACUUAGAACCUGUCUUUAACUAUAUAUCUUCAUUGAAAGUGUUUAAAACAAAAUACCACUUUGUAAAAUCUGAUGUAAUUUUACUAGUAGCCUACAGUACUUUUAGUAAAACUACAGAAGAAAAAUGUACUUAAAGUAGCAAAGGUAUUGGUAAGGCUUUUCUAAGAGCGUUGUAUUUUUUAUCAUUAUCAGAAUAGUAUUAAAUAAGCGAUGCCUUAUUAUAUUUGAAAGAUAUUACUUUACAUGUAAUGGAAUCUAUAUUGAUACAUUGUACAUAGUUUAGAGGUUUAUCGAGAUUUGCGAAAUCUGAAUCUUCAACUGUAGUUGUAAAACAAAUGUGCCCGAGUACAAGUAUAAAGUAAGAUGAAGUAGUAGUAUCUCAGAAGUGUGCUUGAGUACGGUAUUUAAGUGAAAUUAGUUUCUUUUAGCCGCUGUCUCGCUGACAAAGAGAGAAAACAUUCUUUCCUUUUUUCUUUACUUCCUGGAGAAAAAAAGAAAAACUUUCCUCAAGUGUGACACUUUAAAAUAGCCCAGAUGAUCAUUAAUUUGCGUAAUUGAAUACAACAAAAAUACAACUGCACUAUUUUAGUGUUGAAAACGAGUUUCACAUGACGGCGUCCCUAUUUGUGUCAAUUCGUGUUUCACGUCACAGACUUGAUCGCAGCACAUCCGCUUCUUCUUUCUUCUUCUCCUCCCUCUGUGUACUCGCUUCGACACCACGUCACACCGAGCGGCCCAGUUAAAGGUGACGCAAUCUGUCACAAUCCGAGCCGUUUAGACGACACUCUCUCAAUCUCGCCCUUUCCAACUUCUACCUGACCCACAUGGGGGACGAGGAAGUCCUGAGUCCACAUUUGCUCAAACAAACAACGAGUCAAGUAGGCCAAGGGCACGCUGUAAAUUCAAAAGGGGAAACAGAAGAGCAAUGUUUCCACCACUCAUAUUCCUGUAAGGACACGAGCCAUGGCGACAAGAAGGUGUUUUCGUGCCAGGGCCUCCAGCUGGCGGUGAGCUGGUUCUGGGACAAAGGGCUGCGAGACAUCACCGUGUUCGUUCCCCUGUGGAGGAAAGAGCAGCCGCGGCCCGAGGCGCCCAUCACAGAUCAACAUGUCCUCCAUGAGCUGGAGAGGAGGAAGAUACUGGUGUACACGCCGUCGCGCUGCGUGAACGGUAAGAGGGUGGUGUGCUACGACGACCGCUACAUCAUCAAGCUGGCCGUCGACUCGGACGGCAUCAUCGUGUCCAACGACAACUACCGCGACCUGCAGACGGAGAAUCCCCAGUGGAAGAAGUUCAUCGAGGAGCGGCUGCUGAUGUACACCUUCGCUAAUGACAAGUUUAUGCCUCCCGACGAUCCUCUGGGGAGAAAUGGUCCCACCAUUGAUGAUUUUCUGCGAAAGAAGUCGUGGACCCCGGAGAACAAGCUGCAGCACUGUCCCUACGGAAAGAAGUGUACUUACGGAGUCAAGUGCAAGUUCUACCACCCGGAGCGGGCCAACCAAUCGCAGCUGUCAGUGGCCGAUGAGCUGAGGGCGCUGAGAGACAAAGCCAAGAACUUCUCUUCCAAACCGAGCUUGCCGGACACGCACUGCCGCCCUGCUGCGUAUCAGCCGGAGCUCAGGUACACUUCGUCCACCCCUCCGCCCCUGAUCUUAGAGGAUCAGUCCCACAGGGCUUCGCCCAGCGAGCAGUUCAUCUAUCACAGGGACGCCGGCAGCCCGAGAAGCCAACCCAACACGAGCCUCCGCCUCUGCCCAAGCCCGGAAGAGGACGAGGCCUUCGGCUCCAUGGAGAGCUCCAUGUCCAGGCUCUACAUCCAGGAUGUUUCCUACAGCUUGGAGCGUCCUCCACACAGCUUCAGCAGCGGCGUGGCCAGCUACGGCCUGAGCCACGACGACUACUCCCUCUCAGGGUCCUUCGGCGGGAACACCCAGAGGCCCUGCCUGGGUGGGGGGGGUUACUACCCUCAUCAAAACGGCUCGUUGCCAUGCGAACGCCUCGCCUGCAGCCAGUGCAGGUGUGGCCACCAGGAGACGAGGAUGGGCCACCAGCAUCAGUCGACAUGGGCCUCCUGCCCUGCUCUGCCUCCACAUAACGGGGCACAUCCUGGCCGCUUCUCAGAGAAGGAGUGCUGGAGGCAGCCCUAUCACAGACAAAGCCACAGCUUGCCAAGGGACCCGUGGGUGCAGGGCCGAGCCAAGAACCCGUCGGGGGAGCAAAGGAAGGGCCUGAGGAGCCAGCUGAGCACCCUCUUCCCUCAGAGCACAGUGGAGCAGGUCAUGAAUGCUUACCCACACACCUCAGACAUGACCGAACUGAUUUCUCUUAUCCAGAGCGACAGGACCAGUCACAUCUCCUUCUAGAUUAGAAAGGCGCUUUUUUAUUAUUAGUUCUGACUCAAACUGAGUCCACACCGGAGUUCUCAUCCCAGAAGCAAAGUGAAAACUGAAAAAAAAAGAAAAGAGAAUGUUUUUUCGUUCUCUUGAUUAUCACUGGAGCUUGGACGCAUUCCAAACUCUCCCUGUAUUUUCAGCAUUAAAAGUGACUCAAUUUGUAGCAGGCCAAAUGCUAUUUCUUUAAUAUAAAAGUGCAAUGCACUACGCUUCAUACAUGCUACCUAUUGUAGCAGCGAAAAUGGUUUAUUAAAGCAGCAUGUGUUGUUUUCUCAAGUAGCCUCAAAGUGAGGAACUCUAUUGUCGUGUUCUGCACUUGUGUAAAUAAAUAAGCCUUUGACUUGUUUUUAUAUGAAUUCUAUCGUUUUGCUGUCCCUGUGAAAUAAAAGCACUCAAAUCGC
Messenger RNA from Cyclopterus lumpus (lumpfish), 2796 nucleotides. RefSeq names its product probable ribonuclease ZC3H12D. Lineage: Eukaryota; Metazoa; Chordata; Actinopteri; Perciformes; Cyclopteridae. The record is from RefSeq and is a predicted model, not a curated record. Gene Ontology annotation, molecular function: mRNA binding; metal ion binding; RNA endonuclease activity. Gene Ontology annotation, cellular component: nucleus; cytoplasmic ribonucleoprotein granule. The coding region runs from base 827 to 2365 and encodes 512 amino acids. The transcript is spliced from 5 exons. Gene Ontology annotation, biological process: nuclear-transcribed mRNA catabolic process, RNase MRP-dependent; 3'-UTR-mediated mRNA destabilization.